AUGCGGCCUUGGGAUGUGCAUGUCUCACCGAAAGCAGAUAGAACGUGCUUCUUUAUAGUUAUGCGACAGGGGCACUGCAUCCGCCACGAACCAUGUCUGAGCUGGUUUCUUGUAUACCAAGGCUGCGACAGGACUACCAGCACCGACCCCCGCCAUGCGCAAGUCAGAUUGAUACAGAAGUACUUCACGCAUGGCAGCCGGUAUACCUGGAUGAAGAACCUCGGCUCCGGCGCAAAUGGCUUGGCCAUGAAAGUCGAGAAGGAUCCCCUGACUGGUAAUAAACUAAGGGAUGUCGAUCAAGAAAUGAGUUCCGCGAUGAUGAAGCUGCCCGCCUUUUGGCAAGAGGGGUUGGGGGAGAUAACGCAGGUCACGGGGAGACGCAGCUCGUUGGUGGUUCCCGGUGGCAGAGAGCAUAUCAUCCAGUGCUUCUGCGUACUUGAUACUCGAACCCUAGAUCCAGGUACCGCCAAGGACCCGGUUCUCAUCAUGGAGUUCGUGCCCCAUGGGGACUUGGGCCAAGCAAUCGAGAGGAUGGCCCGUCGUCAGCUGUAUGGCAGCGCCCGUCCGGGUCGGCACCCGGACAGAGCGCUAUGGCGCAUGUUUCGAUGCCAUGAGCAGGCCAGACCCGACAUCCGCCCCGGGCUCGGUCCCGAUGAUACUACCGAUCUCGAAAGUACUAUCGACCCCGAAAACACUUCACCGAAUAAGUUCAAGCUGGUCCAUCUAGAAAUAAAACCUUAUGAUAGUAAGCUGUACGACAUGGCAGAAAACCUAUGCCGGCUGACGAACAAAGUCUUCGUGGGCGACCUGAACCCGUCCCAGCCUGAGGACAAACAACAUAAAUACCAAUUAAUUCCAGUGCUCAAGGUCAUGUUCAACCUGCUGACCCGCAAUACGUUCUCGAAUGGCGUUGAAGACGUGCCUGUCGCCGGUGAGAUCAUCGAUUGCGGCGCCGGGAGGAGGUACAUGUCGGAUGGAUUUGCCAUACACCGGCCUCAAGGCCGCGGCGCAAGAGAGGCACAAGCGAACAAAUUCAACGUGAACUGGCCGGGCGUCGGCCCGGUAUUACGUUCACUGGUCGCGGACUGUCUCGCCAAGGAAUCUGCAGAUCGGCCGAUGUUGGAAGAUCUGAAGCCUGAUUCUCGAAGGGGACCUGCCGGUUACUCCAUAAUGGGAGUGACACGGGGUUACUCCCGAGCACCGGCGGAUGGUGUCAUUCUAAUGUGCUACCCGAAAGACUCGUUUCUUGCGCUCCGAGAAAGUGUCCCUUGGGUCGUCAGGAUGCCCAGUCGCAACGAACGAGAAGACUUGUCGUGUACUACCUACAAUAAGCUGUCACUUGGUUAUUCUGCGGACUAA
This is a messenger RNA of Truncatella angustata, 1359 nucleotides long. RefSeq lists its product as uncharacterized. The transcript has 7 exons. The record is from RefSeq and is a predicted model, not a curated record. NCBI's taxonomy places the organism in Eukaryota, Fungi, Ascomycota, Sordariomycetes, Amphisphaeriales, Sporocadaceae. Bases 1 to 1359 code for a protein of 452 amino acids.